AUCAUGUCAGCGCUGCCUCUUCAACGCUCUGCAAUCCUAGGGUUUUCACUGCUUCUGGUACGGCGCUUAAAACUUUCCACUUUUCUACUGUGCCAUGAUAUUUUGGUAUUGGCAGGGCAAUUCCUACUCUACCAUUGCAGGGAUUGUAGAGGAUAUAGACUACAAGUAGAAGCAAAAGGGCAUCUAUUUUAUCUGGCUUAAACAUUAACUGUGACUUGUAAAUGGGGACUUGUGAAUUGGGCAUUUUUGAAUGAUUCUGAAGGAGUAUUAUAAAAAUACUGUAUUGAAUGCUCAGCCUCUUCGCUUAUCUCAAAGAUAAUUAUGUCUAAGAUUAGUGGAUUAUUGUUGUACCUGUUGUGUUCUUAACAAGCCAAAGAUAAUGAUGUCCGUGAUUCAAUUUGAUUUCACUUUGCAGCCGAAUUUGUCUUACUAUGAUAUAGUGUUAUCAAUUCAUAUUAUAGCUGCUACAUGCAAACUUUAGAAUCUUUAGAACUCCUGAUGUGAAAUUCCACCAAAAGCUUGACUUAAAUGAGAACCUUUAGAACUAGAAUCCUAUUUACUUUGUUUGGAAAGUUAUAUUUUCCUUAUUAAAAAACCAAAUUAAUGUUGGCACCAGUCUAAAAAAGUAAUGUAGUUGUAAAGCAAAGUCCAUUGCAUUUUAGUAAGUAUUUGAAGAGUUAGGUCAAUGAUAAAAAUCCUAGAAUGUCAUGAUUGCAUUGUUGCCUAACGCCACCGCUUGAAAAUAGGAUGAAGGUUGGAUCUGCUUCUUAUGAAACCAGUUCUCUUUCCUGAUUUGUUUAGCAUUUACAUACUAUAAUAAUCAGCACUUGUUAAAGAUGCAAGGGCUUAUUAUUGUCUUCCUCGGCUUUUUUAUCCCAAUUCUGUUCUAAUUUAACUUUCGUGUGCAGAUAUUGGAUGGAUGAAUACAUUGUCUAAUGCGCAGCAAGAGAAUGAUGGAGAGCUCAUCUAAUCAAGCAUAUGGUUCAGAUGACAGUGAAAGAUGUUUUCAGGAGUAUGGACAUGAAUUCACCGAAGAUGAGCUCUCAAAAAAUAUUGAUUUAUGUCUAGGUGAAGUUGACAAGAUCAUAGAGCAAUCUAAAGAAACUUUACCUUCAAUAAGUGAUAUUGGAGAACCAUACAUCGGAAUGGAGUUCAACUCAAGAGAUGAUGCUCGAGAAUUUUAUGUUGCUUAUGGGAGGCGUACAGGGUUUACAGUGCGCAUUCAUCAUAACCGACGCUCUCGAGUAAAUAACAUGGUUAUUGGUCAGGAUUUUGUUUGCUCCAAAGAAGGUUUUCGUGAAAAGAAAUACAUAUACAGGAAAGAUAGAGUUCUUCCUCCCCCACCUAUAACCCGAGAAGGCUGUCCUGCAAUGUUGAGAUUAGCUUUAAGGGAUGGAGUUAAGUGGGUCGUCACCAAAUUCAUAAAAGAGCACAAUCAUACAUUAAUGUCUCCUAGUAAAGUACCAUGGCGAGGGUCUGCAAAGAAUUUGAUCGGUGAGGAUGAGAAAGAUAGGAGAAUACGAGAAUUGACCAUUGAGCUUAAUAAUGAGAAACAACGAUGUAAACGUCAGUGUGCUGCUUAUCAGGAACAAUUACGCAUGGUGUUGGCAUAUAUAGAGGAACAUACUAAUCACUUGUCAAGUAAGGUUCAGGAUAUUGUUAAGAAUGUAAAAGAACUAGAAAAUGAGCUUCUGGAGGAUUCAGAUUGCAAAUAUGUCUAGAAAAGUUUGUUCAUAUAUUUUCCUUUUAUGUGUCAUCCUAAUUGCAGUUUCACUAAUUUUUUUUCCAUUCAAGUUUAACUUGGAUCAUCGUGAAUGUCAUGUUCAUUAGGUUUAACAUUUGUCGUACUCUUGAUUUUUGCAAUAAUUGUGUGCAUUUCUUGCAUAAAUAAAAUGCAAAAUUUUAUGAUUC
Hevea brasiliensis (rubber tree) is the source of this 1911-nucleotide messenger RNA. RefSeq lists its product as uncharacterized. Lineage: Eukaryota; Viridiplantae; Streptophyta; Magnoliopsida; Malpighiales; Euphorbiaceae. The record is from RefSeq and is a predicted model, not a curated record. Bases 936 to 1721 code for a protein of 261 amino acids. The transcript is spliced from 4 exons.